Messenger RNA from Spizellomyces punctatus DAOM BR117, 1020 nucleotides. RefSeq lists its product as uncharacterized. The transcript has a single exon. The record is from RefSeq and is a predicted model, not a curated record. Lineage: Eukaryota; Fungi; Chytridiomycota; Chytridiomycetes; Spizellomycetales; Spizellomycetaceae. The coding region runs from base 1 to 1020 and encodes 339 amino acids.
AUGUAUGUUGCCGAAUUGGUAAAACUAUUACAGAAGGGCAACACUGAUGUAACUGAUUACAACUCUGAGCAGGUCGAACAUGAUGUGUUUUGGAGAGAGAAGAGAAAAUGGGUUGAUUCAAAGUUACCUACAGGCUAUUUCAAGCACCCGCUGUUAAACAAGUAUCGUUCAUUUGGUAAGGUUGAUACACAAUUCGUCAGUGACCCAUACUAUAUUGAAAUUGAUAAUAGACGCUUCGGUGAACUAAGGGAUGCUAACGGCCGGUCUUUGGAUCCUGAUACCUUUCAGCCAGUUGUUUCAGAUGCAGAACUCAAACGGAUGGCUUCCAGGCAUUCAGUUGAUUACCGUCCCAAAUCUAAUCAAGAGACUCGGUAUCCGAUAAUCCAUGGUCGCGAUGGAUACAAAAAUGACAUAGAUUUGAAUGCACGCAUCAGACAAAUGCGCGAAGGUUAUGAGAAUUUUAUACAAAAGGAGAGGGCUAUAGAAAGAGAAAGACGUGAGAACAUUGCUAACAUACAGCGUUUCCGCUCUUCACAUGGUAUUCACAAUCCUGGGGAGAGUUUGCUAGAAACAACUGGCUUAGGAACGCGGGGCACAGACAUUUCUGCCUCAAGAGACUCAUUCAAUGUACAACGUGGACGACCUACUCCUGCGUUGUCUGAGAACAUCUUUUAUGAGGAAGGAGGCACGCCACCUACACAAUGGGUUCUACAUAGGCGAUCUGAUUCAGAUCUUGAAAGGGGUAUAAUGACACCAUUACCUUUAUCACCAACCUCAGGCUUACCAUCACUAGCGCCGAUGGAUGACUCACCAUCUCCGUCUCCAUCUAGAACAAGGCAGCCCACGCCUAAACAACUAUUCAAAAGUAUUCUAAAGAGGAACCCUCGAGGCGGUUUCAUGCAUCCUGUUAUACCGGGCAAAAAUAUGCCCGAGAGAUUGCCUGAAUUUAGACAAAUGGUCAAAGCAUUUAAAGACAAUAAUAAUCGACCAUUGUCAACUUGGACGAAUAUCAAACUAUAG